Messenger RNA from Rhineura floridana, 2496 nucleotides. RefSeq names its product zinc finger protein 850-like. The record is from RefSeq and is a predicted model, not a curated record. Bases 1 to 2496 code for a protein of 831 amino acids. NCBI's taxonomy places the organism in Eukaryota, Metazoa, Chordata, Lepidosauria, Squamata, Rhineuridae. The transcript is spliced from 6 exons.
AUGUCGGGUGACAAAUUGAAUACUAAGAAUAAGAGAGACCGUCACAGAAUUCACACAGUUGGGGAGUGUGGAGAGAACUUAACCCAGAAUUCCCAACACAUAAUUCACAUCGGGGUGAAACCAUAUAAUUACUUGGAAUGUGGAAAGAGUUUCAGUCUGAGCAGCCAUCUCACUAACCAUCAAAGAAUGCAUACAGGGGAGAAACUUUCACAGCAGGGACGACCAUAUCAAUGCUUGGAAUGUGGAAAGAGCUUCACUCAGAGCUCCAAUCUUGCUUCUCAUCAAAGAAUUCACAGCGGAGAGAAACCGUAUCAGUGCUUGGAAUGUGGAAAGACCUUUCAUACAAGUGGAGACCUUUGUCAUCAUCGAAGAAUUCAUAAAGGGGAGAAACCAUAUCAAUGCUUAGAAUGUGGAAAAAGCUUCAGUCGGAAUGCCAAUCUCGCUUCCCAUCAAAAAGUUCAUAGAGGGGAGAAACCAUAUCAAUGCUUGGAAUGUGGAAAGACCUUUUAUACAAGUGGAGGCCUUUGUCAUCAUCUAAGAAUUCAUACAGGGGAGACACCAUAUCAGUGCUUGGAAUGUGGAAAAAGCUUCAGUCGGAGCACCCAUCUCACUUCUCAUCAAAAAGUUCAUACAGGGGAGAAACCAUAUCACUGCUUGGAAUGUGGAAAGAGCUUCAGUCAGAGAGAGAGUCUCACUUCACAUGAAAAAGUUCACAGCGGGGAGAAACCGUAUCAGUGCUUGGAAUGUGGAAAGACCUUUUAUACAAGUGGAGGCCUUUGUCAUCAUCUAAGAAUUCAUACAGGGGAGACACCAUAUCAGUGCUUGGAAUGUGGAAAGAGCUUUUGUGCAAGCACAAGCCUUUGUCAUCAUCAAAGAAUUCAUAGAGGGGAGAAACCAUAUCACUGCUUAGAAUGUGGAAAAAGCUUCAGUCGGAGCACCCAUCUCACUUCUCAUCAAAAAGUUCAUACCGGGGAGAAACCAUAUCACUGCUUGGAAUGUGGAAAGAGCUCCAGUCAGAGCAGCAGUCUCACUUCCCAUCAAAAAGUUCAUACAGGGGAGAAACCAUAUCACUGCUUGGAAUGUGGAAAGAACUUUUCAAAAUUUAGCCAUCUCACUAACCAUCAAAGAAUGCAUACAGGGGAGAAACUGUAUCAGUGCUUGGAAUGUGGAAAGAGCUUUCGUGCAAGCACAAGCCUUUGUCAUCAUCAAAGAAUUCAUAGAGGGGAGAAACCAUACAACUGCUUAGAAUGUGGAAAAAGCUUCAGUCGGAGCACCCAUCUCACUUCCCAUCAAAAAGUUCAUACAGGAGAGAGACCGUAUCAAUGCUUGGAAUGUGGAAAGAGCUUCAGUCGGAGAGACAGUCUCACUUCCCAUGAAAAAAUUCACAGUGGGGAGAAACCGUAUCAAUGCUUGGAAUGUGGAAAGAGCUUCAGUCAGAGAGACAGUCUCACUUCCCAUGAAAAAAUUCACAGCAGGGAGAAACCAUAUCAAUGCUUGGAAUGUGGAAAGAGCUUCACUCAGAGCUCCAAUCUUGCUUCUCAUCAAAGAAUUCACAGCGGAGAGAAACUGUAUCAGUGCUUGGAAUGUGGAAAGACCUUUCAUACAAGUGGAGACCUUUGUCAUCAUCAAAGAAUUCAUAAAGGGGAGAAACCAUAUCAGUGCUUAGAAUGUGGAAAAAGUUUCAGUCGGAAUGCCAAUCUCACCUCCCAUCAAAAAGUUCAUAGAGGGGAGAAACCAUAUCAUUGCUUCGAAUGUGGAAAGAGCUUCAGUCAGAGCAGCGGUCUCACUUCCCAUCAAAAGGUUCAUACAGGGGAGAAACCAUAUCACUGCUUGGAAUGUGGAAAGAGCUUCAGUCAGAGCAGUGGUCUCACUUCCCAUCAAAAGGUUCAUAGAGGGGAGAAACCAUAUCAAUGCUUGGAAUGUGGAAAGAGCUUCAGUCAGAGAGAGUGUCUCACUUCACAUGAAAAAGUUCACAGCGGGGAGAAACCGUAUCAGUGCUUGGAAUGUGGAAAGACCUUUUAUACAAGUGGAGGCCUUUGUCAUCAUCUAAGAAUGCAUACAGGGGAGACACCAUAUCAGUGCUUGGAAUGUGGAAAGAGCUUUCGUGCAAGCACAAGCCUUUGUCAUCAUCAAAGAAUUCAUAGAGGGGAGAAACCAUAUCACUGCUUAGAAUGUGGAAAAAGCUUCAAUCAGAGCACCCAUCUCACUUCUCAUCAAAAAGUUCAUACAGGGGAGAAGCCAUAUCACUGCUUGGAAUGUGGAAAGAGCUUCAGUCAGAGCAGCAGUCUCACUUCCCAUCAAAACGUUCAUACAGGGGAGAAACCAUAUCACUGCUUGGAAUGUGGAAAGAGCUUUUGUGCAAGCAGAAGCCUUUAUCGUCAUCAAAGAAUUCAUACAGGGGAGAAACCGUAUCAAUGCUUGGAAUGUGGAAAGAACUUCAGCCGGAAGGAAAGUCUCUCUUCCCAUGAAAAAAAUCAUGCAGGAGGGAAAUCAUAA